CCAGCCGGCGCGGCGGGCGCGCUGCCGCGGCCGUCCCCUCCCCCACUCCCACUGCGCCGGAGGGGAAUCCGUCACCGCGGCUGCUCAGGCCGCCGCGGUCGGUCGUAGCCAUGGACUCUUCUUGGGAGGAUCUGACGCUGGCCUUCUCCCGCACGUCCAUGUUCCCCUUUUUUGACAUCGCCCACUAUUUGGUGUCCGUGAUGGCGCUGAAGCACCGGCCGGGAGCAGUGGAAGGGGCAUGGAAGAAUCCUUUUUCAAGCUGGUUUUCUGCAAUGCUCCACUGCUUUGGUGGAGGAAUUUUAUCAUGUAUACUUCUUGCAGAGCCUCCACUGAGGUUUUUUGCAAAUCACACUAAUGUUUUACUGGCAUCUUCAAUCUGGUAUAUUAUAUUUUUUUGCCCUUGGGACCUUAUUUCCCAGGGCUAUUCAUUCUUACCUGUUCAACUUCUGGCUGCGGGAAUGAAGGAAGUGACCAGAACUUGGAAAAUAAUAGGUGGAAUCACACAUGCUAAUAGCUAUUACAAAAAUGGCUGGUUAGUCAUGAUAGCUAUUGGAUGGGCCCAAGGUGCAGGUGGUAUCAUUAUCACAAAUUUUGAACAGUUACUAAAAGGAGAUUGGAAACCAGAAGGUAAUGAAUGGCUGAAGAUGUCCUACCCUUCCAAGGUAACCCUGCUGGGGUCCCUUAUCUUCACAUUUCAGCACACCAAGCAUCUGACCAUAUCAAAGCAUAAUCUUAUGUUCCUUUAUACCAUCUUUCUUGUGACCACAAAGAUAACCAUGAUGAUUACAGAGACUUCUUCUGUGACUCUUGCUCCUUUUGAAGAUAUAUUGAGUCGGAUGCUCUUUGGUUGGCAGCACCAUUUUUCAUUGUGUGAAAAGAAAUGUGGAGCAAAAUCGUCUUCCAAUGGCACUGGUUCAUCAGUCUCAAAACCUAUAACCGAUGGUUCAGAUAAUGUUAAAAGGAAACAUUCUAAGAAGACUGAGUAAAUUUACUUGAGCUCUAGAAGGCAAAAAAAAAUUCUUUUCUACCUAUCAGAUUGUGAUAAAUAUUUCUAUGUAGAUGAUGUGAAAUAAAGAUUAUAUAUAAGGAAUGGAGGUGACAAAAAGAAAGAAAUUCUUUCUGUUUUAGGGUGACUACCACUUUCUUGAUUGUAAUUCUUGAGUGUCAUGAGUAUAUCAUGUGAAUUUUUUUCUGAUAUAAAGUAUCUUGUGAUUAUUUGAAUAGUUUACAUUGAUAAAAGAAAUUAAAAAAAUUUGAAACUUUUAAAAAAUUGGGUAAUUUCAUGCAUUUAAAAAAAUCUGAAUCUAUUUGAGCUUUAGUUCAGAAUUAAACUUUUAAAAGUAAAUAAAAGUUUAAUUCCUAGGUAUGGAAAGUUAAUUGAUUAAAAAAUUAAAAUUCUAAUUUAAUUUUGAGCAUUGAGGACGUUAACUUUUCCUAAAAUACUUUCUAUUAUAUAUGGAUAUAAAUUGCUAGUUUAUAUUUGCUAUAUAAACAUUGUAAUUUUGCCCUCGUUAAAAUAGAAAAUACCUGAAAUUUAUCUUAAUUUUAUCUCUAAUAGUACUUUUCAGUAAGAACACAAUAUUGUUGUAUGAAUUUCAGUUUGAAGUCUGCUUCAUGCCCUUGUUUAAAAAACUGUUUUUUUCCUCCUCACAAGAAAAUUAGGGGUACAAUUUUUGAUAAAUUACUUUUCAGUUUUCCAAGAUUACAAAACAUGGAAUUUUCUUUUUUUUUCCUUCCCUCUUUCUCUCUCCUUAAAACACAUUUAUUUCAACUGUAGAGAAAAUUUUCACAUUUCACAUGUUCUCCCUGACUUUGGUUGUUCUGAAUACAUUGGUAGCAGUUGUCUUAAUGAUUCAACACAAAGUAUUAUCUCCAUUAAAUUUGUUUCUUCCAUAUCUCCUUUCUAGUGGCUACUUUCUCAGUUUUUUGUUUGAAUGUUUCAUGUUAGAUUAAAUAUGGUUAUAUUUAGUUUUAAUCUAUGUGUACAUGCAUUAUUUAUUUUGUUUUAAAUGAAAACCAAUUACCUUCAUGUGAAAAUGCUCAGCUCUGAAGAGAAUUGUACACAUUUGAUAGUAAUCAGCUAGGAAACAGAUCAACCGAAAUCUCAUGGUUGUCUUAUUUGAUUGAAGAAUGAUGACAUUAAAUCUGGUUUCUUAUUGGCAAAAUAAACCAGAAAAGUACUAAAUGA
Marmota monax (woodchuck) is the source of this 2188-nucleotide messenger RNA. It is a transcript of the gene Tmem38b, whose product is annotated as transmembrane protein 38B. Bases 111 to 986 code for a protein of 291 amino acids. The record is from RefSeq and is a predicted model, not a curated record. NCBI's taxonomy places the organism in Eukaryota, Metazoa, Chordata, Mammalia, Rodentia, Sciuridae. Gene Ontology annotation, biological process: potassium ion transmembrane transport. The transcript has 6 exons. Gene Ontology annotation, cellular component: membrane. Gene Ontology annotation, molecular function: potassium channel activity; identical protein binding.